CUAAGAAUAGAAUGUGAUAGAGCCAAGUAGACCCAUUUCAGUUUUCAGCCCAACAAAAUUAUAAAAAUACCCAAUAUAAAACUUUAUGGUUUAAAUUCAUUCUCUGAAUAUCCUACAACCCUGAUCAAGACCCUUCCACGCCGUUCAUCAAGAUAGUCAGUCAACCACCGUACACCGCCUAUCGUCUCCGUUAACACCGCUGUAGAAAUGGCAGAAGGACAACACACCACCGCUGUAACAACCGGAAACCCUGAAGCGUCGCGGCAAGAACAAAACAAUCCUUUCUUCUUCUUGUCUCUUAUUCCAAAGUUUUUACUACAACCCUUUAAUAAUAUUAAAAAUAAGGGUGAUAGUGAGAAAUCUGUGAAAAGGGUUGAUGGAGAAGAAGGUUCUGGAAGCUAUACUAAAACCCCAGAUGUUGUGAGGUUUCCUGCGACUCAGCCUGAAGUUGCUCCAUUGAAGCUCGAGAAUGAAGAUGCUCAAGAGGAUACUAAUCCUUUAAUUCUUUGGCAGAUAUAUGCUCUUGGAGGAUUCAUAGUGUUGAAGUGGGCAUGGGGAAAAUGGCAGGAAAGGAAGGCAAACAACGGCUCAUCUGGUGAAGAUCAACCUCAACCUCCACCUUCAGCCACAGCCCCUGCUCCAGCUGAGGAUUAAUCUUCUUUUUCUUUUUCAUUUGUAAUUUCGCAUUACCAGAGUUACUUACAAUAGCCUUUUGAAUUUAUAGUCAUCUUUCCUAAUUGUGAAGGCUUCCAGUUUGGAUAAAUGAAAAGAUGGAAAUUAUAGGAAGAGAA
Spinacia oleracea (spinach) is the source of this 791-nucleotide messenger RNA. RefSeq lists its product as uncharacterized. Bases 208 to 654 code for a protein of 148 amino acids. Lineage: Eukaryota; Viridiplantae; Streptophyta; Magnoliopsida; Caryophyllales; Amaranthaceae. The record is from RefSeq and is a predicted model, not a curated record. The transcript is spliced from 2 exons. Gene Ontology annotation, cellular component: chloroplast.